AUGCGCGGAUGCCCCAGACAUAAACAUAACUUUGUAGUUUCUUCUAGGAAAAAAAAUGUGGAUGACGACGAUGACGUACUGGGGCUACUUUCAAAGCCGGUAUCCGAGUUUCCGAAGCGUGAGACGAUCAGCCCUGCACCUGAACGCGAGGUUCCUGAGGUUCCUGAGGAGCUUGAAGUGGAAGCUUUACGCCAUACGCCGGAAGAUAGGGCCAUUGCGGAAUUAGUAGACAUGGGAUUCCCCAUACACAAGGCGCGAGAGGCCCUUGCCGAGACCUCGUCUGGUACAGAUGUACAGCAGGCCGUCAGCUGGCUGCUCAACCAGGCUCACAGCGAGGCAAAGGAAAAGGCACAGAGCAGAAACCGUACCGGCCAUUCAGACAGAUCACCGGAUCCUGGAAUGUCUCGACGGCCAAGAAGGGAGGAUGACGGCUAUACUUCUUCCUCUCGAGAUCGAUCUUCGAACAAUGGCACCCCAAAGGAAAAGGAUCCCGCGCAGCUGGCUGCCGAAUUUGGAAACACUCUCUUCAAAUCCGCCAACUCCCUUUGGAAAACGGGUACCAAGCGGAUGCAGCAGGCUGUACAAGAGUUCAACAACGGCCCUUCAGAUUCUUCUUCAUCGCAGCCUCGCUGGAUGAGAGAUAGCACGCCGGACCCUCCGAGAAGCAGGGAGCGGAAGGUGGAUACCCGACGUGAACACCCCCGAGGAUCAGCACAGACAGAAGCCAUGACAAACGAAGCUAUGAUGCUGGAAACAUCCAGAGAACCGCCCGCUGCCUCUUCACGUUCCCGAGGCGGAGAGCCCCAGGAGGCGCCCCACCAGCCUAGCUCGCGAGGCAGACCGGCGGAGCUUCCUUCACGACCACGUUUUCAGCAGGAAGACGAUCUACGGAAACAGAUCCAGCGUCCGUCCCAUCAUCCUCAGCCCGACGCCAGAAAACAGCGAACACCGCUAUCACGUUUCGACGCGGACGAGCAGGCAUCCCAGGCAUACGUCAGCCCGGCCAGGAGGAGGAAAGCUGCCUCUUCGGUUCCUCCUGGUCGUGAGGCACCCGAACCAGACUUACUGCAGAGUCCGUCCCUUCCGAGUCGACCAACUCGUCCAGCUACAACAUCUCCGGCAAGGCAAACUCGCACCCCCACCCCAGUCCGGCCAAAGGCACCCCCAAGAGCAGUUCCACAGAUUUCCCAUGCUUCACUAGCAUCUAUACACAGUCACCGACAGAAAGGAACGGAAGCUUAUAAGCGAGGCGAUUAUGCUGUAGCACACUCUUCAUACUCUAGCUCCAUCUCCCUAAUACCCAACGACCACCCCAUCGUUAUCAUCUUGCUCACCAACCGUGCCUUGACCGGUCUAAAGACGGGCGAACCUAAGGGUGCUAUAAGUGAUGCGGAUCGAGCUCUCUCUAUCAUUGGUCCCUCUAAGGGUGACUCCGAGACCAUCGAUCUCGGCAAUGGGGAGCCACCCAAGGACAUGAGAGAGUUCUUCGGUAAGGCCCUGAUAAGGAAGGCUGAGGCGUUAGAACAGCUUGAAAAAUGGAAAGAUGCAUUAGCUGUCUGGAGAGAAGCUAUCGAAUCCGGUCAUGGCGGUAAUACCAGCAUCCAAGGGCGAAACAGAUGCGAAAAGGCGGUCUCCAUAGGACCCAACGGCGCCUCGUCGACGCCAUCCAAGCCAAUUUCGGCACCUUCUCGACCCAAGCCUACCUCUAGGCCUGCCGCUCCCAAGUCCGUCUCAACUAAGCCUGCCGAAGCAGUUAGUCGUCUACGGGCCGCAAAUGAGGCCGCUGACCGAAUAGAUAACGAAAAGUUUGACCUUGCCGACGCCGUUGAAGCGAAACUUACUGCUUGGAAGGGAGGGAAGCAGGAUAACCUUCGUGCACUCCUAGCAAGUCUAGACUCAGUGUUAUGGCCCGAAGCAGGAUGGAAGAAGAUCAGUAUGGCUGAAUUGAUUCUUCCUAAUAAAGUGAAGAUUCAAUACAUGAAGGGCAUUGCCAAGGUGCAUCCUGACAAGAUUCCUGUAAACGCUACCACUGAACAGAAGAUGAUAUCCGGUGCGGUAUUUAGCACCCUGAACGAGGCAUGGGAUAAGUUUAAACGCGAGAACAACUUAUGA
Messenger RNA from Nannizzia gypsea CBS 118893, 2112 nucleotides. Its product is annotated as UBA domain-containing protein 7. Gene Ontology annotation, biological process: clathrin-dependent endocytosis; clathrin coat disassembly. Gene Ontology annotation, cellular component: intracellular membrane-bounded organelle; vesicle; cytoplasm. NCBI's taxonomy places the organism in Eukaryota, Fungi, Ascomycota, Eurotiomycetes, Onygenales, Arthrodermataceae. The transcript is spliced from 2 exons. Bases 1 to 2112 code for a protein of 703 amino acids. Gene Ontology annotation, molecular function: clathrin binding. The record is from RefSeq and is a predicted model, not a curated record.